AAUCUACUGUCGUGUUCCGACCCGCUCUCUUCGGACUCGUAGCUCGUGCUUGACAUGACGCAGGUGAAAAGUGUGGUUCGGCGAAAACAGGUGUCGGCGAAGCGUCAGUAUCACCAUCAGAAGUUUAUAGCCAAAGUAAAUAAACAGCGUAAGAAGGAGGGAAAAGAACCGUUGCCUGGAUUAAGAACUCCUAAACCUGUAAAAGCAUCGGAGGAACCUGAAGUACGGGAGAAACCCAAAGCACGAUUUCCACGUAGUUAUGUAACACAACAGGGGAAGCGAAAGCUACGUCUGCGAAAAACGAAGUGCUUCUCUCAGCACGUUCGGAAGAUUCGUUCUAGCAUACAGCCAGGAACUAUUCUCAUUCUACUUGCCGGACCACACAAAGGCAAGCGUGUUGUCUUCCUUAAAGCUUUAAAGAGUGGUUUGCUGCUUGUCACAGGACCUUUUAAAUAUAAUGGUGUUCCACUUCGGAGAGUAAAUCAGUGUUACGUUAUCGCAACAUCAACGCGGAUUAAUAUUUCGGAGUUGGAGAUACCCAAGCACAUCGAUGAUGAAUACUUCCGGCGUGCAGACCUUAAAGAACACAAAACAGAAGCCGAAAAACUGUUCAGUACUGAGACAAAGAAAUACACCGUCAGUGACACUCGAAAGGAAGACCAAAAAGUUGUGGACAAUCAAAUUCGUGCAUCCAUUAAAAGCCACCCUGAUUCGAAGAUUCUGCAUGCUUACUUGCGUUCACUUUUUUCAUUAGGCAAAAGGGAUUAUCCACACAAAAUGAUUUUCUAAUGUAACUUGGCAAUAAAUGUUAGUCAGGAAAUUUUCUUUUGUCUACCGAUUCAUGUUUUAUUUAAUUUUUGAUCCUUAAUAUGCUGUUAUUCACUUCUACAAGGUAGUUCCGAGUGAGCUGACGUCGUUCUAUUAGUUUGUUGGAUACUGUUCAACGUCGGAUUUAGUAGGAAAGUGUUACUGCGGUUUAUAAUCUCAAGUGCUUUUCGUUCACCGUCUCGAAUAAUCAGUCGACUAAUUCUGGUAUGUUUGUGAUUUUAGACUUCGACUGGAUGGCGAUCC
This is a messenger RNA of Schistosoma spindalis, 1071 nucleotides long. The record is from the annotation of a GenBank genome assembly. Lineage: Eukaryota; Metazoa; Platyhelminthes; Trematoda; Strigeidida; Schistosomatidae.